AUGAAGUUAAAGAGACUUCUCUUUUGUAUUCUACCCUCUCUCCUAACUCUGUUCAUCGAUGGCCCUUUGAUAACGACAGCUCAAAAUGUCAACUCUUCUUCUUCUUCAAGUUCCUGUAGUCGAAUCUGCGGAGGAGUCUCAAUUCCUUUCCCAUUCGGAAUCGGACGUAAAGACUGUUAUCUCAACAACUGGUACGAGGUUGUAUGUGACACCACCACCUCCGGCUCCGGCCAGACCCAUGCUCCAUUCCUCUCUAAGAUCAACAGAGAAUUAGUGAGCAUCACUCUUCGAAACAGCAUCGAUAGUUCCUACGGAGUCGUUCACAUCAAAUCUCCAGUGACUUCCUCAGGCUGCUCUCAACGAGCCCAAAAGCCUCUUCCUUUAAACCUCACCGGUAAAGGAAGCCCCUUUUUCAUCACCGAAUCGAAUCGACUCGUCUCAGUAGGUUGCGACACCAGAGCAUUGAUUACCGACAUCGAAUCUCAGAUCACGGGAUGCGAAUCGAGCUGCGACGGAAGUAAGACUCGUCUAGACAAGAUCUGCGGUGGUUACAGAUGUUGUCAGGCGAAGAUUCCGGCAGAGAGGCCUCAAGUAAUCGGCGUUAGCCUAGAAAGCUCCGGUGGUAACUCAACUCUAGGAGGAAACUGUAAAGUCGCUUUCUUUACGAACGAGACUUACUCUCCGGCGAAUGUUACGGAGCCGGAGCAGUUUUAUACCAAAGGGUAUACUGCGAUUGAGCUUGGAUGGUUCUUUGAUACAUCGGAUUCUCGGUUAGCGAAUCCAGUGGGAUGUGUGAAUUUGACGGAAACUGGGAUUUACACUAGCGCACCGAGCUGCGUUUGCGAGUAUGGUUACUUCUCUGGGUUUGGUUACAGUAACUGCUACUGCAAUGAGAUUGGUUACAGAGGGAAUCCAUAUCUUCCUGGUGGAUGCAUUGACAUUGACGAAUGUGAGGAAGGAAAAGGACGAAUCAGCUGUGGAGAACAAACUUGUGUGAACGUCCCUGGAUCGUUUAGAUGCGAGCCGAAGGAAACAGAAAAGAUCAAGCUUGUGAUUCAAGGUCUUGUUCUAGCUUUGGCACUGUUGUUCUUGGUUUUUGUGAUAUGGGGAUUGAUUAAAUUCAUUAAGAAGAGAAGGAAGAUCAUCCGGAAGAGGAAGUUCUUCAAACGUAAUGGAGGCUUGUUGUUGAAACAACAGUUGACUACAAAAGAAGGAGGCAGUGUGGAGACAUCGAGGAUAUUCAGCUCGAAAGAGCUGGAGAAAGCAACGGAUAACUUCAACAAGAGCAGGGUUCUUGGGCAAGGAGGUCAAGGUACGGUGUAUAAAGGAAUGUUGGUAGAUGGACGAAUCGUGGCUGUGAAAAAAUCUAAAGUUUUGGAUGAAGACAAAGUUGAAGAGUUCAUAAACGAAGUUGGUGUUCUCUCGCAGAUUAACCAUAGAAACAUUGUGAAACUCAUGGGGUGUUGUCUCGAGACAGAGGUUCCUAUCUUGGUUUAUGAGCAUAUUCCAAAUGGAGACCUAUUCAAGCGGCUUCACGAUGAUUCUGAUGAUUACACAAUGACUUUGGAUGUGAGGUUGCGCAUUGCUGUAGAGAUUGCAGGAGCACUUGCUUACUUGCACUCGGCUGCAUCUACUCCGGUCUAUCACAGAGAUGUCAAGACCACAAACAUACUUUUGGAUGACAAGUACAGGGCCAAGGUGUCGGAUUUUGGUACUUCAAGAUCUAUAAACAUAGACCAAACUCACCUGACAACUCUAGUUGCAGGUACUUUUGGAUACUUGGAUCCAGAGUACUUUCAAACUAGCCAGUUUACGGAUAAGAGUGAUGUUUAUAGUUUUGGGGUUGUCUUGGUUGAGCUGAUAACCGGAGAAAAACCGUUUUCUGUUAUGCGGCCUGAAGAAAACAGAGGGCUUGCAUCUCAUUUCAUUGAGGCCAUGAAACAGAACAGAGUUCUAGAUAUUGUUGAUGCUCGGAUCAAAGAAGACUGCAAGCUGGAACAGGUGUUGGCUGUGGCGAAACUUGCCAGAAGGUGUUUAAGCCUGAAAGGAAAGAAACGGCCAAACAUGAGAGAGGUCUCGAUUGAGCUUGAGAGGAUCCGUUCAUCACCUGAAGAUUUGGAGGUACAUAUCGAAGAGGAGGAAGAAGAAGAAGAAGAAACCGCGAUGGAAAUCAACAUAGAUGAUUCUUGGAGCGUCGACAUGACUGCUCCAGCAUCGCUCUUUGAUUUAUCGCCCAAGUUAGAUGUUGAACCACUGGUCGUUCCUCAACGAACAUGGUGAUGAUGAAAUGUUGUGAUAAGACAACAAAAAUUGUAACAGAUUGUUGUUUAAUUGUAUGAUAAAACUAAGUCUGUCAAUGUUCCACAAUAUAACCUUUG
Eutrema salsugineum is the source of this 2378-nucleotide messenger RNA. RefSeq names its product wall-associated receptor kinase-like 22. Gene Ontology annotation, molecular function: ATP binding; protein serine/threonine kinase activity; calcium ion binding. The record is from RefSeq and is a predicted model, not a curated record. The transcript is spliced from 3 exons. NCBI's taxonomy places the organism in Eukaryota, Viridiplantae, Streptophyta, Magnoliopsida, Brassicales, Brassicaceae. Gene Ontology annotation, cellular component: plasma membrane. Gene Ontology annotation, biological process: protein phosphorylation; cell surface receptor signaling pathway. The coding region runs from base 1 to 2280 and encodes 759 amino acids.